GACACAGUCGUGUCACCAACAACACAUUUUGCCGAAUGUUCAACGUGUUAUGUAGAAGAAGUGUGUCGUCUGGUUUUUAUCGUUUUGUUCGAGUGUCCCUUCGUGUUUGCCAUUACUCCACAUUUGACAUGACAUCUUUCCGACCUAUUGUAAUCAGCGGACCAUCUGGGGGAGGUAAAAGUACACUGUUAACACGCCUUUUCAAAGAAUUCCCAGAUUGCUUUGCAUUUAGUGUUUCACAUACAACAAGAAAUCCAAGAGCAGGCGAACAAGAUGGAAAAGAUUAUUUCUUUGUUACCAGGCCAGACUUUGAGGCGAUGAUUGCAGAGAAUGGGUUUUUAGAACAUGCAGAAUUCUCAGGGAAUAGAUAUGGAACAAGUAAGAAAGCUGUAGAAGAUAUACAGAAGACUGGAAGAAUAUGUAUAUUGGACGUAGAAGUCAAUGGUGUGAAAAAUAUAAAAAAGACAGAUUUCAAUGCUAGAUAUGUGUUCGUCAGACCUCCAAGUAUGGAGGUGUUGGUUGAAAGAUUAAAAUCUCGGGGAACAGAAACAGAAGAAAGUUUACAGAAAAGAAUAAAUUCAGCGAAAGAGUCUCUGGAAUAUGCUGAACAGAAAGGCAGCUAUGAUCAUAUUGUGGUUAAUGAUGAUUUAAACAAAGCCUAUGACAAUUUCAGGGGAUUACUAAUAGAGGAUAUUACAGCACUGCAACAAGCCAGAUUAAAAGCAACGAAAUAAUGAUGGCAAAAAGAUUAGAAAAAACUUUACUGUUAUCUACAUUUCUGUAUUUCCAGAUAGAAAAUAAAACAUUCCUUCUUAAUGUUAUAAAAUAAAAAUCAUUUGGAUUUUUUUUUAUGUUGCAUUACUGUCUCAUGAUAAAACAGAACGUUUUAUUUUAUUCCUAUUUGCAAUUAUGAUGUAACGAAUUCUUAAGGUAUAUGAACUUUUUUUUCUUCUGGAAAUGCAGGAUUGCCGAUUAUGUGAAAAGGUUGAAUAAUUCUGCAAUAAAUUGGUAGCUCAACACUAUUUUACAGUGCAAUUUGCAAGGAUUUUUUUUAUAAUAAUGCAAUUGAUUUUUAGCAGCUACUGGAAUGUGUAGCUUCGUAUUGAAAACAAAUUAUAAAGUUUUGGUGGGUUUAAUUUUAAGCUAUCAUAUAAAAUCCUGUUGAACAGGAAUUGUAAUGUAUUACUGUAUAUUAAGGAUAUACUUAGGUCAGGUUUAGGAAUUUUUGUCAGAUGUUCAGACUCCUUGUUUUUUUCCUACGAUACAGGGUAAAAUAUUUUGCCCAAUAACACCCAUUUUUCUUUUCAUAUAAAACUUCAAUAGCUCAUAAAAGAUCAUAUACCAAAAUUUAUGCAGAUUCUAGAUUUCUUUUCUUUCGAUUUGAGACCCAAAUAAUAUCAAUGCAAAUAUAAGGUAAAAGUCUGAGUGAGCCUUUUCCCGCCAUAUUUCAAAAAUUAAAUAUCUCGAAAAGGAGCUCCAUAACCUAUCAAUAUUUUUAGCUUAUUUUGUUCCUUAACUAAUGCUCUUCUAACUUAUAGUAUCAAUUUUAAAUUCUAGAUUUUUUUAAUUUCACCUAAGUACAUCCUUAAAAGAAUUCAUGUCUUCAUAAUCUAAAUAAAUGUGGGUAAGUAAGUAUUGUUUAUGGAAUAAGACCACUAAAUCAUAGCCCAUUGCUUUCUAUGUUCAAUUCUGCAAUUUAGAGCGUUCAUAGCUAUUUUGUCGAAUGUUCAAAUAAAGUGACAGUCAUUUCAUGUCAAAACUAUGCCUGCCUUAUCCUGAAAAAUUCAGCAUACAUGUAAUAGCAUAUUAAAGUGAACUGGUUCCCCGAAGUUUGGUAGUACAAAAACAGGUACUGUUGAUUGAGUAACAGGCCAAAUAUGCCCUCCUUUUCAAAUUUCAUAUAUUUUUUCUUAUUAUUCAAAAUAAACUUUGAACAAGGGUUUUUCAAUGGUCCAAAGUCCUUAAGCUUUUAUCUGAUACCAAAAUUACACAAAUAUUUUACUUAGUGAAAAAGUUACAGCUUUGCGUAAGAACUGUUUUGUUUGAAAUAUGUGCUACUUUUUUGUAUAUUCUUUCUAACCGGGCCUGAAUUAGUGGUUCUUUACCACAACAAAAUCAAUGUUACAUAUCGACUGUGUACAUUUUGUUGUACAUUUUUAAAAGAAUUACCUAUACUGCCCUGGGUGGAUCAAUGAUUUUUCAAAGGGUGUCACUGAAAAUACAUUUAUUUUUCAAAAUGUUCAUCGGAGAAGUAAAAUUAAUUCCUGUUAAUGUAAUUGCCAUUGAAACAAGUGUGAAAUUUGAUAUCUUACUUAAGGAUGUUCGCUACUCUGUUUCAAAAUAACAAGCUUUUUAAAAGACUGUUAUAAAUUGUUAGUAUAUAAAUAAAGGAACUUAAAAAGCAGAAAAAAAUUAAGGGUUCGUGCGCUUGUUUUCGAGAUAUAAGCCAUUGAACAUUUGGCGGGAAAUAAUUCUAUCUAGACUUUUCAUACAUUGAACAUUGGCACCCUUUUUCUUUAAAAUAAUAUGAAAAAAUAACAAGGAUUUCAUAGCAUUUUCAAAUAUGACUUUUAAAUCUAUAUUUAAUAAAAUAAUGAGAAGAAAAGUAGGGGUUAGCGAGGAAAAUUGUUUAAUGGCACUACAUGGAUAAAACCAGAGAAUUCUGAAUAUCUGGCAAACAAUUCAAAAACAAGAGGAGCGAACAUCCUUAAGUUUUUAGUAUCAGCAAUUCUUACUAAAUAUCUUCAUCGGAACAGAUACUAGUAUUUGUGUUUGAGCAUUUCUUCUGUGAUUUUUUUUAAUUUUAUAUCAAAUAUUAAUUAGCAGAAAAUAAAAAGAAUUAUGUAACUUCAGAAGAAGAGACAAAUUUCAAUAUAUAUAUGCUGAUGAUUGUAACAUUGUUGGAUAAGGAAUUAUUGUGUAUAGGUAGUUUUCCAUUGACAAGAUUUGGGUUAGAGUUAUUUCCCUUUGGCAGCCAUUUUGGAUGAUUUUUUUAUUUGACUAAUGAAGUUGGAACAUGUUGUAAGUUCAAGUCAGAUAAAAGAUCCUUACUAGAUCGAAGUGAUAAUUGAAUAAUAAAAUUGAGAAUGGAAAUGGGGAAUAUGUCAAAGAGACAACAACCCGACCAAAGAGCAGACAACAGCCGUAGGCCACCAAUGGGUCUUCAAUGCAGCAAGAAAAUCCCGCACCCGGAGGUGGUCCUCAGCUGGCCCCUAAAUAAAAUUGUGUGCUAGUUCAGUGAAAAUGGACGUCACACUAAACUUCAAAACAUAUAAAUGAACUAAAAUUAAAAAACAUACUAGACUAACAAAGGACAGAGGCUCCUGACUUGGGACAGGCGCAAAAAUGCGGUGGGGUUAAACAUGUUUUGUGAGAUCUCAACCCUCCCCUCCCCCUAUACCUCUAGCAAAUGUAGAAUAAAGAAACACAUAGCAAUACUCACAGUAAAACUCGGUUUAAAAGAAGUCUGAGUCCGAUGUCAAAAUAGGUAACAAAAGAAAGUAUAUUUCAGUUUUUAUUUUAAUUAAAAUUGCAAAAUGAAAUAAAUACAGUAAUUCAUUUUUGUUUAAAUAUUGCAACAUUUAUUCCAUUUUGUUAAAAUAACAAAUCAGAUUGUUAGAGGUACCUUUUUCCUUUUUCGUUAUUAAAAUGUCAAGAGGUAGAAAUUAAAUUUCAAAAAAAAUAACUGAAAUCUAAAAUAUAUUUUAAAAAAUUACAUUGCAUGCAAGAUAUGAAAAUAUUUUAAGCAAUGAAAUGACGACGUAGGAAGAUUAAUUAAAUGUGCCGCGUAAAUUACGAAUAGGUAACAAAAGAAACAUGACUUAAACAAAUGCUAUAUAUGCAAUAAGAUAUAAAAAUAACUUUUUUUAAAGUCUAGCAGUUAAUAUUACAAGCUGUUGAUUAAUGAAAGGGUGUUUGUGUACAUUGUCUACAACAUGUCAAUAGACAGAAAUGACUCUUACUUAAGGUGGUACCCAACACCUUGACUAAAAUUAAUUUGACUCGUUUAAUUUUCAUAAAAUUUUGUCAAAAUAUUUACUUUGACCCUUUAAAAAAAAAAUAUAAAUAUUUCAAAAAACUUGAACCAACCACUUUCUUGGAAAAAUUUCAUUGGAUAUAUAGCAGUUUGACAAACGCUAAUUUUAAUCAUUGAGAAGCUUAAUAUUUCCUUAACAAUACAACGUAAUUAAAACGUUUAGUUGAUUUUACAGAGUUAUCUCCCUGUAGUGUUAGGUACCACCUUAAAUAAUGUCGAUCAAAAACUAUUGUGUGUUUAUGUUUAUAUCUCUAAUAAAAGUUGUGGGUAGAACAUUGUUAAUUCAGAUAUUAAUGUGUAUUGUGUAUUUUAUUUAUAACUGUUAUGCAAGUUGUGGGUAGACCAUUGUUAAUUCAGAAAUUAAUUUGUAUUGUGUAAUUUUAUAUAGCUUACAGCAUUUAAUCUGAAAAUGUUUGACAAAACGUUAAAUUGUCAAAGAAAUUAGGUAAAGGAGAAUUUAUGAAAAAGCCACUUUUUUUACAUUAAAGGAGUAGGCCUGGUAAGACCCCUUUUUGGCCCCAAAAUAUAGCAUUUUUACAAAUUUGUUGAAAUGUAAACUAUGAGCUAUUUAUUGGAAAGUAGAAUACAUUUGUUACAUAAAUAUGGGCUGUUUUUGACAAUACAAUGCACAUGCAUCAGGUACUAGCAUCAUAAAUUCAUGCAAAAUUAGUGAAAUCUUCACAAUUUUAGCAUUUGUGCUAAUUUAAGAAGGUAUUUGUCUCAAAUGGAAGUGGCCGCAUUUGUGUUGAGUCUUAAUAUUUGAAUAUAUGUUGUAUUUGAUGAUAAUACAUAACAUAUAUAAAGGUUGAGACUGAACACGAAUGUGACCACUUACAUUUUAGACAAAAACCAUCUGAAAAGUGACAUCUAUGGCAUAUUUGAUAAAUUUUUCAUAUUUAAGCUUGAAUUUGAGCCUCUUUAAUGACCAAAUUAGUUCAAAUCUUUUACAUAAACUAAUUAAAUCAACUGAAGUAGACACUUAAGUUUUUAAAAAAUGUAAAAAAUCUUUCAUCAGAUGUACUUCGAAUUUUAGGCCAAAACUAGCCCUUACCGGACCUUCUCUUUUAGAUAUCUCAAAGUGUCAUCAAUGACAAAGAACAAUCUUGUGUAUAAAAAGAAAUUUAUGAUAAAGAAUUUUGAAAUAAAAUUUGAGAAGAUAGGUUUUAUAAAAUUGAGAAUUGAAAUGGGAAAUAAUAUGCUUUAAGAAAAUAAAGGGAAAAAAUGGUGUCACCUAACUUGUUUUCUUGCUACAAGCAAAUAGUGAAAAUUUCUGAACAUUCCUUUAUGAAAAUUUUACUAAAAGAGUCAUCUCCCCUUAUAUAGCUAAGUAGAAAAAUGAAUCGAAACAAAAAAACAAGUUUUGGUAUUUGUUAAAAUAGUCUUAAUAAUGCAAUAAAUCACUUAUUUUUCUUUAUUUAGAUAAACAGUCUGGCACAUUAAUUGCCAAUCUUCCUCAAAAUUUGCAGAUUUAAGUAAAGAGCUAAGCUACUUGUGUACUGCUAUUUUACAACCCAAGUUGCGGUAUACAUUUAAUCUACCUUAAUUGUUACCAGUACACAGGUCUGUCAGAUAUCAAUUUGAGAUUGGGCUCUAGCUAAAGUCUCCAUAUCUAAUUGAAGUGUUAAGCAAACACUAAAUGGAAUUUCAACUCAUAAUGGAUCGUGAACUUAAGAUUGAUGGACUCUUGCAACUAUGAAAAAAAACUCAAAAGAUUUCUCAUAGAAAAUAUUCAUAUUAAUAUUGUUAAAAUCUUUAUAUAUUAUAUUAUACAAGCCAAUAGAAAAUUUGUACUUUGUUGAACAUUAAAUUUGUACUUUGGUGAACAUUAAAUUUGUACUUUGGUGAACAUUAAAUUUGUACUUUGGUGAACAUUAAAUUUGUACUUUGUUAAACAUUAAAUUUGUACUUUGUUGGAACAUUAAAUUUGUACUUUGUUGAACAUUAAAUUUGUGGUUCACCUUAACCCAUAAAAUCCAUGAAGAUUGGUCUCCCAUAAAUGAUAAUGAAUCCGCAGAGUACAAGAAGACAGGGAGAGGUAAUAAAAAACCAUUAAGAAAAGACUGACUAUAAUACUAUGUAAACUAAAACACUAAAUGACAAACAGCAGUCUGCUAUACACCGAACAGAAAACAACACUGAUCCCAUUAAAAAUGUAGUGUGAUUGCAUAUCUCUAAAAAAGAAUUUUGGAGCUAAAUCUGCUUUAAACCCUUCUGGAGCAUCUGUGAUCACCCCCAAUUUUUGAUGGGGUUUGUGUUGCUCAGUCUAUAGUUUUCUAUGUUAUGAUUUGUUGGUUGUUUUUCAUUGUUUGUCAUGGCGUUGUCAAUUUUUUUUUCGACUUCUGAGUGAAUAUAUCUUGGGUAUCUUUGGCCUCUCUUUGACCAAGAAUGUCAAAUAUUAAUUUUCAUGAUAUCAAAGUGAAAAUUACAAACUGCUUUCAUGCAGUUCAGUGUGCAGUUAAAAGAAAUCACAAAUGGCAUGUCUGCACUAAAGUGAGCAGACUGUUUCAUUCAAUAACAAUAGAAUUAACAUAAUGUAGUAAGGACUAAAAAAAAAACCAUUUUUUUUCAAUUUUGUUUCAAAAGAAAUGGCUCUUAUCAUACAUACUCCCUACUUAUUGUUAAAAUUAAUAAUCUAAUUAUUAAAAUGAUGUAUAUUCAGUAUUUAGAAGUGGGGGAUGUAGAUUUGCUGAUCAGAUUGCAAAUCUGGAGAUUGAUAAAACAUUGAAAUGUUGUAAAAUAGUUUUUUUACUGAACUUGUGUUUAGUUAUAUAUUGUCAUAUUUUUAGGAAGCACACUUAAAAUUAUUUAUUUAUAAUAUUAGUAAUGAAAUAAAUUUAAAGAUGUUUUAUAAUUUAAAGUAUCUUCACUAGCACAAUAGUUCAGCGUCACCAAAAUGCUGAAUGGGUUUAUUUUCUUUUAAGUCCAAUGAACAGUUAAUAUAGAUGGGUCCAAACAAAAUUUCUUUUGACAAUCAAAAAUUUAAAACUAUCAAUUCGGAAACCAAAUCAAACAUGAUGGGACAAGUAUAAUAGAGUUUUUAUUAUUUUUUUUGGCCAGUCAGACUGGUUUCAUUGAUGAAUGCUUGUAUUGUUAAAGUGAAGACUGAAAAAAAAUCAAACCUUAGUUUGAAACCUUCAGAAAGUAGUUCAUGUAUAAAAUACUGUAAAUUCAGAAAAUUAUUGUGAGGUUCUUAUUAAUGUGAAUAAUCAGACUGGGAGAGUAUCUCAGUAAUAAGAACUAGCAUUCUGAUAUCUGAUACAUAUAUCUGUAUGCAAAUUUUCCUGAAAUCGCAGUAAUUAAUCUCGCAUUUUUGUCCAUUUUUAAAAAAUCUCAAUGAUAAAUGUGUGCAAUAAUUUGUGAAUUUACAGUAAUAAAGACGAACAUUCUAACACUUUUUAACCUGUGUAAUCUAAGUACCUGUCUAAUCUGGACAACAUUUUUAUAGUCCCAUAUAUUUUGAUUUUACUGGUUUAUUUGUAUUCUGUUGAUUUUUUUUCUAUUUUUUUUUUCUUUUUUUUUAUCUUCAUUUUAAUUUAGUCUGCAUGUCAGUUCAUACAGAUGUCUUCUCCUGUAAAAAGUGCUAAUAUUGUGUUCAGGUGACGGGAAACAACAUUUUUUUAUUAUUUCUAUUAUAUGUUUCUGAAAAAGAAAGAUAAAUAAUGAAAGAACUAUGAUUGAUAUGGGUAACAAUCUAUGCCUUGGGACUUAAAAAACUAUCUAUGUUAGUUUUGACCAUAUUUCUCUCAUUUUUUCUUGAGAGUUUGAGCAUUAUGUUAAAUUUUUUGGGGACAUGUGAACUACCAAACUGCACAUAUGUGCAAAAUAAUUUGCAUACAAUUCUUACUUGCAUCUUAUGUGAUUCACAUGUGGAACUCAUGUACUUUUGUUAGCAAUUUCUCUACUGGUUAAACACAAACCAGAUUGUAGCAGAGUUUUCAUAGCUCUUCUUUACUGGGUGGAGUUGUAAAUUGCAGGUUGUGUAUGUUACUGUAAAUUCAGAAAUUAUUGCGUGCAUUUAUUAUUGCGAUUGUUAAAGAAAGAACAAAAAUGUGAGAUUAAUUAUUGCGAUUUCAGAUAAACCUGCAUACAGAUAUAUGUAUCAGAUAUAAGAAUGUGAGUUCUUAAUAUUGCGAUUCCCACCCAGUCGCAUUAUUCGCAUUAAUAAAAACCUCGCAAUGAUUUCUGAAUUUACAGUAGCCUCCCAUUUGUAUGUUUACACUUUGAAUAGUGUUAAUUCAGAAAUUAUUGCGUGCAUUUAUUAUUGCGAUUUUUGAAGAAUGGACAUAGAUGCGAUUAUGAUUCUGAUUUCAGGAAAAGCUGCAUACAGAUAUCAGAUAUCAGAAUGUGGGUUAUUAUUGUGAUGCUCACCCAGUCACAUUAUUCUCAUUAAUAAAAACCUUGCAAUAGUUACUGAAUUUACAGAAGUAUUUCUGUUUGAAACUAAACUAGGGAUGCUGAAA
Mytilus californianus (California mussel) is the source of this 8496-nucleotide messenger RNA. Its product is annotated as guanylate kinase-like. NCBI's taxonomy places the organism in Eukaryota, Metazoa, Mollusca, Bivalvia, Mytilida, Mytilidae. Bases 36 to 734 code for a protein of 232 amino acids. Gene Ontology annotation, biological process: purine nucleotide metabolic process. The transcript has 8 exons. The record is from RefSeq and is a predicted model, not a curated record. Gene Ontology annotation, molecular function: GMP kinase activity. Gene Ontology annotation, cellular component: cytosol.